Messenger RNA from Pyrenophora tritici-repentis Pt-1C-BFP, 540 nucleotides. The record is from RefSeq and is a predicted model, not a curated record. NCBI's taxonomy places the organism in Eukaryota, Fungi, Ascomycota, Dothideomycetes, Pleosporales, Pleosporaceae.
AUGCCUGUCGCGAAAGAGCAAGUCGGCGACGUACCUGAAGGCCUAGUUCCAGCCAUCAAACUUGAACCUCCGCCUGGGUUCGAACAAGAUAAGUGGGAGCAGCUUACCGAUGGAUUUGCGUGUGAAGCUGACGAGAUUGACGGUAUCUUAGAUCAAAGAGGUAGUGGGGGUUCACGAAAAGGCCGACCUAUCAAUUUGAGCGUCCCCUAUACUGGCUCUCUGAGUGGUAGCGCCCGUGCUAUUGCUCAACGUGAACGCAAAGCUCUUUUCGAUAAAGAGGAGAAGAUAAUGGUUCUUAAGGAUACAAUAUCUCAAGAGGAAGAACAGGGUCUAGACUACCUAGUUGCUCAAUUAGGGGAGGAUGGAGAGCCAAUUGACGAGGUUAAUGAUCUUUUUGAGCUUCCAGCCUCGUUAGAGCAUACCUUCGAUAUAGAUGAGGAGAACCAGACUACAGAAGAAGAGUCGGAGGAAGAGGUCCAGGAGGAGCGUCAAUUGCCACCUCGAAAGCGCCAGCGUCCUCAGCGCUACCGUGAUAAUUAG